UUUUGUUACAAAUACCAUUAAUAUGCCAAGAAUAUGAUUACUCUGAUUUUACUGCCGUAGAUGUGUAGCAUAACGGGCUGAGUAUACUAUCAUCAAAAACAAGUAGCUAGACUAUAACAACUUAGUCGCUGCUUAACUGCAGCUUUCAGCAAUGUUAUUAGUAGUAAAACUGCUUUAUUUAUUGGGUUUCAGUAGAACUCAGUAAAAACUAUAACGUUAAUGGUAAUAUAUUGUACUUUCAGAUGGUUUUCCUGUUAAAAACAGGCCAGAUGUUGAGCAUGGAGGUGCAGGUGGACGUGAGCUGCUGUAAAUCAGUAGGAACUGAUCUGUCCAUGCUGGAUAUUGAGGAUUUCAUCAGUCAAAUCUGUCAGCUGAAGAAAGAGGUGGCGUCGCUGGAGGCCAAGCUGAGAGAAAGAGGAGAGAAACUCCAGCCAGAGCGGCAGGAUUCGCUGUGCGGCGUCAGAGCUCAGAGAUCCAGAGACACGCAGAACUCAGAGCUCAGCCUGACUUUACUCUGUUAUACUGACGCUCAGGAUCAUCAGAGCUCUGAGCCAGACGCUGGAGAACAGCAGACCACACUGAAGAUGUGCUCCGUCAGACUGGAGGACUGCAGGAACCUGAUCCAGAGCACAGAAAACACCACAGAAGAAGAGGAUCAGAGAGACCCAGAGGAUGAUGAUAGUGAUUUUGAUGAAGAUGGGAAAGAUGAUGAUGGAAAUGAGGAUGAUGAUGAUGGAAAAGAUGAUGAUGAAAAUGAGGAUGAUGAUGAUGGAAAAGAUGAUGAGGAAGAUGUGGUCGAUGAUGAUUUUAUUCCUGCAGAUACUAACAGUGGAUCAUCUGAUGAAGAAGGAGCUCCGAUAUUAAAAGAUAAGCCGAAAAACAAAAAAUUCUCCUGCGCCACCUGUGGAAAACCAUACGCCUCACGAAGAGAUUUAGAGGUGCAUGAAAAAAAGCACUCAGAAACGAAGGUCUUCAUCUGCUGGAGAUGUCAUAGGUGCUUUCCCACGUUAGAGGAGAAGAAACUUCAUUCCAAAGAGCAUGUGGUAAAGAAAAGGUUUCAGUGUGAACAGUGCGGUAAGAACUUUGUAACUCCUUCUAGUUUAGCUAUUCACAUAACGACACACACGGGUGACCAGCGUGUCCAGUGUGACGUAUGCAACAAAUCAUUCAGCACCAAAGCAAACCUGGAGGUUCAUAAGAGAAUCCACACGGGCGAGCGGCCGUAUAAAUGCCCUCACUGCGAGAAGAGCUUUUGCCACGGAUCUCAAUUAAAGAACCACGUCCGCAUUCACACCAAGGAGAAGCCGUACCAGUGCAGCGAGUGCGGAAAAACCUUCGCAAAAUCGGGCACUCUAAACUCGCAUCUAAAUAUCCACUCUGAGGACAGGAGGUAUCAGUGCAAAUACUGCGACAAGCGAUUCCGGUAUAAACCGAGUCUGUUUACUCAUGAGAAGGCUCACAGUGGAAAGAAGCAACACCUGUGCGCUGAAUGUGGGAUGAGUUUUAUGACUACAAAACAACUUACUUAUCACCAGAGAACCCACACUGGAGAAAAACCGUACCUGUGCAACAUCUGUGGCCGGGGUUUCAGUCAACCAGGCAUCUUAAUAAACCACAUGAGGACUCACACUGGAGAAAGACCCUAUAAGUGUUCACACUGCGACAAGACGUUUGCACGAUCUGAUGUGAUGAAGACCCACGAGAGGGUUCAUACCGGAGAGAAACCGUACCGCUGCUCCAUCUGCGGAGAGAGGUUUGCGUAUUUAGGAAGUUUUCAGAGCCACCAGAAGAAACAUGGAGGAGAACUAGUGGAUGAGCAGAUCAGCGCAUGAUGGAGAAUUGACGACUGAGUGUUUCUGACAGCAUUUCUUCAUCCUAGUCCUCACUCUCCACUGCUCUGCGUAUUUUGAUCUUUUAAAAAAGAAGACAGCAUUUACUUCUAUAGUAAGGGUCACCCCUGAUAAAUAAAGGGACUAAACUGAAGAAAAAUCAAUAAAUUUUUAUUACAGCGGUGGUUCAAUCUGUUUGACAUCGUCAUUUGAGCAGCCAGUAAAUACACAUUCAUGCACCAUCAAAGUAUUGUAGAGUGCGACAUUUUGCCAUGUUAAAGUAAGGUUCAAAAAUAAAAGUGUUGCCUCGUUCAAAUAAAGAUUUUGAAAUGAAA
This is a messenger RNA of Danio rerio (zebrafish), 2164 nucleotides long. NCBI's taxonomy places the organism in Eukaryota, Metazoa, Chordata, Actinopteri, Cypriniformes, Danionidae. The record is from RefSeq and is a predicted model, not a curated record.